Solea senegalensis (Senegalese sole) is the source of this 2132-nucleotide messenger RNA. Its product is annotated as tripartite motif-containing protein 16-like. The transcript has 2 exons. NCBI's taxonomy places the organism in Eukaryota, Metazoa, Chordata, Actinopteri, Pleuronectiformes, Soleidae. The record is from RefSeq and is a predicted model, not a curated record. The coding region runs from base 20 to 1684 and encodes 554 amino acids. Gene Ontology annotation, molecular function: protein binding; zinc ion binding.
GUGGUGACAGAACGGUGAAAUGGCAGGAGUUCAGCUGCACAGAGAAACCUUCUCUUGUUCCAUCUGUUUGGAUCUUCUGAAGGUUCCGGUGACUCUUACCUGUGGACACAGCUUCUGUAUGGACUGUAUUAAAGACCACUGGGACUCAGAGGAGCAGAAGAGGAUCUACAGCUGCCCUCAGUGUAGAGAGCUCUUCAUGCCGAGGUCUGAACUAAAGAAAAACACCAUGUUAGCAGAUUUAGUGGAGGAGCUGAAGAAGACUGGUCUCCACGCUGCACCUGCCGAUCACUGCUAUGCUGGAGCUGAAGAUGUGGCCUGUGAUGUCUGCACUGGCAGGAAACUGAAAGCUCUCAAGUCCUGUUUGGUUUGUUUGGCCUCUUACUGUGAGGAACAUCUCCAGCCUCAUCAUCAAUCACCUGCAUUUAAGAAACACAAGCUGGUGGAGCCAUCCAAGAACCUCCAGGAGAACAUCUGCCCUCGUCACGAUGAGGUGAUGAAGAUGUUCUGCCGCACUGAUCAACAGUGUAUCUGUUAUCUCUGCUCUGUGGACCAACAUAAAGACCACGACACGGUCACAGCUGCAGCAGAGAGGACGGAGAAGCAGAGAAAGCUGGAUCUGAGUCAAGAAGAAGUCCAGCAGAGACUCCAGGACAGAGACAGAGACGUGAAGGUGCUUCAACAGGAGAGGAAGACUCUCAGUCUAUCUGCUGAUAAAGCCAUGAAGGACACAGACGAAAACUUCACUGAGAUGAUGGGUCUCCUGCAGAAGAGAAGCUCUGAUGUGAAGCAGCAGAUCAGAUCCAAGCUGGAAACUGAGGUGAGACGAGUCACCGACGCCGAGGAGAAGCUUCAGCAGGAGAUCACUGAGCUGAAGAAGAGAGAAGCUGAACUGAAGCAGCUCUCACUCACACACGACCACAACCAGUUUCUCCUCAACUACCGCUCACUGUCAGCACUCUGUCCGUCCACACACUCGUCCACCAUCAACGUCCGUCCUCUGAGACACUUUGAGGACGUGACAGCGGCUGUGGCAAAGUUCAGAGGUCAACUGCAGGACGUCCUGACCGAGACGUGGACAAACAUCUCACUGGCUGUGACUCGAGUUGAUGUUUUACUGACAGAACCAGAACUAAAGACCAGAGCUGAAUUCUUCAGAUAUUCACAGGAAAUCACACUGGAUCCAAACACAGCAAACACACGUCUGUUAUUAUCUGAGGGAAACAGAAAAGUGACAUUAACUUGUGAAGAUCAGUCUUGUCCUCGUCACACAGACAGAUUCACUGGUUAUCUUCAGGUCCUGAGUAAAGAGAGUCUGACUGCACGUUGUUACUGGGAGGUGGAGUGGACGGGAGGAGGUCGUGUAGCAGUGACGUACAAGAACAUCAGCAGAUCAGGUUCAGAUGAAUGUGCAUUUGGAUACAAUGAUAAAUCUUGGGCUUUAGAUUUUUACCAAAACUAUUUUCAGUUUGGUCACAACAGAAUCUGGACUGAAGUCUCAGAUGGUUUGUCCUCCAGAGUGGGAGUUUACCUGGACCACAGAGCAGGUCUUCUGUCCUUCUACAGAGUCUCUGACACCAUGUCUCUGCUCCACAGAGUCCAGACCACGUUCACUCAGCCUCUCUAUGCUGGAGUUUAUCUUUAUCCUUCACCUGGAGACACAGCUGAGUUCUGUAAACUCAAAUAAGGAAUAAUAUUCAGAUGAAUGAGUCUCACAGAGACACAGCGUUAGAAAUGCUGAGCAAGCAAAACCACUUAGUUAGCAUGUGUGGGUGACGCACACACGCUAACAUGCGACUUAUUUAUUGUUUGUUUUUUACCAUAAUUAACACAAAAAAUCCAAAGACCGUCAUGAGCAACAUCGCCCAGCUCCUGAUUAAAACAUGAUUUGAGAUGUAUAAUUAUAUAUAUAUUUAUAUUAUAAAUGUGACCCGCCACGAGUAAAGCAGCAAAAAGUGGGCCCAGCACAAACCGAGUAUACAAUGAAAAUCGAUGUUUCUUUUUGUGUGAUUUUCGUUUGCAAGGUGAAGUUUCGAAGAACCGACUGCAUGUUUCAAAUCACAGUAUUGUGGAACUUAAAACCAUAAACUUUGUAUGUGAAUUAAGGUUGUACUUCAGCGGUUUGCUUUUAGCUU